AUGACUACAACUAUAGACCAAACUAAACCUUUAGUUUUUUGUCUUGAUAAAUCAACGAAUUCAAAUUUAAAACGAUGUCUUUUUAAUUUUACGACAAGAUUUUUUGCCGAUGGUAAAUAUUUAUUGAAAAGUAUUGUAUUAAAUGAAAAAAGUGAAUUUGUGCCAUUAGCACUUAUUCUUAAUGGUGAUUAUAAUUCUGUUCAAGAAAUUCUUUCGAAACAAAAAAAUUCUUCAAUAAAAAUUUUUAUUUUUUGUCAAAAUUUUAAUCGACAAAUUUAUGAACCAUUUAUGAAAGAAUCAAAUUCAUCGACUCAUAUUAUUGGAUUAUUUACAACAAUCGAAGAUUUACAAGAUACACUUGAAAAUAUUUUAAUUAAACAAGUUCAUAAUCGACAACUUAUUCGUUUUAUUACAGAUAAUUUAGAAACAUAUUUAUGGUAUGAAUUUUUAAAACAAACAUCAAUGAAUAUCGAUACAGUUAUAUCAAAACAAUCUAUUGAUAUACCAAUUAUAAAUAGACAAAUGGAAUAUAAUCCAUUCAUAACUUUAUAUACUCUUCGUUCAUCGAUACGUAAUCUUGUACAAAAAACAAGUGCAAAUAAAAAGAUUUUUUAUGGAAGUGUUAUAAAAAAGAAUUUAAUUGAAAAAUUAGAAUCAAAUGUAAAUAAUCUUAUUUCAUUUAAUUCAUUUAUUCAUCUUCAAGGACAUACUAGAACAGUUGAUGCACGUCAUCAAUCACUUCAAUGUUGUUCUCGUUGUAAUGAUGAAGUUUCAAUAAUAUUUGAACUUGAAUUAGCUGAUCAACCAACAUUUAAAAUUAUUCGAGUUUUUAAUUCAAAUGAUAAAAAUAAUCUAUGGAUUGUACAAUUAGUUGGUACAAAUGAAUGUGUUAAAUUAUCGAAACAAUUUUCAUAUACGAAGCGUACAACAAGUUCUUUAUGUCAAUGGCAACAAUCGGAAAUCUUAUUUGGACAUAUUUUACUUGCAAUGAAUGAAAUAGAUGAAGCUUAUAAUUUUUUUUUUCAAAUACUUAUUAAUCAAUAUGAUCAACUUAGUAAAAUUUUUACAACAGCUAAUAAAUUAUGGAUAGAAGAACAAAAAUAUAAUGAAGCUAUUGAUCAAAUUGCAACAGAAUUUCAACAAAUUAAAUCUAUAACUUCAACAAAUAAAACGACAACUAGAGGACCAGACGAAAUAACUUAUUUAGAAUCAGAAUUUGAUUCAACAUGGGAAACACCAAUUGCAUUGGAAGAUGGAAAGAAAAUUAAUGAUCUUUUACCGCCAAUAUCCUAUCGAGUUGAUCAUAUAUUAUCCAAAGAAAGUAUACCAAAAUUAUCAACGACAACAACAUCAACACGACGACGUUGUACAUUAUUCUAA
This is a messenger RNA of Adineta steineri, 1380 nucleotides long. The record is from the annotation of a GenBank genome assembly. Lineage: Eukaryota; Metazoa; Rotifera; Eurotatoria; Adinetida; Adinetidae.